Molecule: messenger RNA, 813 nt
Organism: Gongylonema pulchrum
Lineage: Eukaryota; Metazoa; Nematoda; Chromadorea; Rhabditida; Gongylonematidae
Source: the annotation of a GenBank genome assembly
AUGGAUAAAACGUCGCUAACAUCUGCGGAGGAUCCAACAAAAACAGAAGGAGUGGGUCGAGGUGUCGGCGCUGAGGAGAGAAAAGGCUACAGCAGGAAAAGCCCCUAUGCAGGGCGGAAGAUUUGCUUGGACGAUUUCGAGAUUGCGCAUUCAGUACUGUCUAAAGCAAAGCUUAUUGAGCACCACAAAGGAAGUGAGUUGGGACGCAUGAUUGAAAACUUAUCGCAGCUGCGUCAUCCAAACAUUUUGCGGUUUUAUAACUAUUUCUAUGACGACAACAAUAUAUACAUGAUAAUGGAAUAUGCAGCAGGUGGAAAGCUAUCCAAAGAACUGGAGAAGUGCGGCCGUUUCGCCGAAAAGCGCACUGCUAAGUACUGCCGCGAGAAGAAUGUCUGCUGCCGUGACACCAAUCCAAAGAAUAUAUACUUGGGUAUAAACGACGAGAUAAAGAUAGCCAAUUUUGGCUGGGGUAUGCUUGCCCCCACAAACAAGAGACGAAGCAUGCGUGGCACAGAAGACUAUCUGUCGCCCGAAAUUAUACAAGGCAUUGGACACGAUAACGGGCUGUGGGCAGUAGGAGUGAUCUGCUACGAACUUUUGGUCGGUAAGCCACCAUUCAAAGCACCAAUUUGCCGCACAACUCACAGGCUCAUUGUGGAUGUCAAGUACGAAUUCCCCGAUCACGUAUCGGCGGGUGCAAGAGAUCUUAUAAGCAAGCUACUGGUGAAGGAUCCGGCUGGUCGGCUGCCUUUAGAGGACAUUAUGGCACACCUGUGGAUACUCAAGCACACUAGUGGAUCGGGUACGUACUGA